Messenger RNA from Pezoporus flaviventris, 1791 nucleotides. RefSeq names its product glutamate-cysteine ligase modifier subunit (gene GCLM). Gene Ontology annotation, cellular component: glutamate-cysteine ligase complex. The transcript has 7 exons. Gene Ontology annotation, molecular function: enzyme regulator activity; glutamate-cysteine ligase catalytic subunit binding. Bases 193 to 1008 code for a protein of 271 amino acids. The record is from RefSeq and is a predicted model, not a curated record. Gene Ontology annotation, biological process: glutathione biosynthetic process. Lineage: Eukaryota; Metazoa; Chordata; Aves; Psittaciformes; Psittacidae.
CGGGCUGUCGCGCUGCUUCCUGCGCUGGGCCCGCCCUGCCGCCCAUUGUGCUCGUGCCAUGUGACCGGGGACGGUUACAAAGCAUCCCCCCCCCCCCGCCGGUAUUUGUGCUGAGUCACGGCGCGGUGCUGCCCGGUCCGGCGGCGAGCGGAGCGGAGCGGGGCCGCCGCUGUAGCUGUGCCCGGCUUCCCGAUGGGGACGGACGGCGCUCGCGCCCUGCUGGAGCGGGCGGGCACCCUCACGCUGCAGACUGGCAAUCUCCUCAACUGGGGCUGCCUGCGCAAGAAGUGCCCGGCCACCCCCGGCGAGGAGGUGCGGGACUGCAUUCAGAAAACGCUGACCGAAUGGAGCUCAAAGGUUGGACAGGACCUAAAUCAGGAAAUACUGGAGGUUCUGGAAUGUACUGUAGCUCAAGCUAUAGAAAAAAUAAACCCUGAAGAAAGGGAUGAGUUGAAAGUGUCAGCAAAACUUUUCAUUGUUGGAUCAAACUCUUCAUCAAUCAGAGAUGCAAUUGACCUGGCGUGUUCUGCCCUCGGUGUGGCUCAAUUAGACUCAGUCAUUAUUGCCCCACCUCCUGUUGAAGAUGGAACUAGCUUCUCCUUGGAGUAUUUGCAGCCUUAUUGGCAAGAACUUGAAAAUCUAGUUCAAAACAACAAGAUUGUUGCCAUAGGUACCUCUGACCUAGAUAAAACACUGUUAGAACAGCUGUAUCUCUGGGCACAGGUAAAACCGAGUAGUAAUCAGGUGAACCUAGCUUCCUGUUGUGUGAUGCCACCUGAUCUCACAGCAUUUGCAAAACAGUUUGACAUACAGCUGUUAACUCACAAUGACCCAAAAGAAUUACUUUGUGAAGCAAGUUUCCAAGAAGUUCUUCAGGAAAGCAUCCAGGACAUGAAAGCACACGAAUGGAUUCCUUUAUGGCUCCUCCGGUAUUCCGUCAUUGUUAAAAGCAGAGGAAUUAUCAAGUCCAAAGGCUAUAUCAUGCAAGCUAAAAGGAAUUCCUUUUAAAACACUUAUUUUCUUUAAUGGCUUACUGUUUUAGUUCCUUGGGGAUGGGGGAAACAUUGCUUUUUUUCAUAGAAACACUUUUACACCAUUUGUAACAAAGACCAAAAGUUGUAAUUACUCAGUGUAAUGUCAGCAGGAGUGUCUACAGUGCUCUAACGCUAUUUUUCUUACUUAACCUAUUGACCAGUUAAUUGAAAAGAUGAAAUAUUUGGGUUUAGUUUGAAUUACUGAUAGCGAAAGUUUAAAAUACUUUUUAUGACCAGUUCACUGUAAAAUUAUCAUUAUAUUGUAGCUGCCAUUAGGUAGUAGAGAGAAACUUAUAUAUUUUUAUUUAAAAAGAAUUAAUUUCUCUUAAAUAAGAGUUACUUGCCUGGUAGGUACAUGGAUUUCAAGCAUUCAAGGACUGAUUUUUAUAGAAAAUUGUAAUCUUUUAUGAAAAAUUACCCAGAAAAAUGCAACUGGUAUCUCAUGACUUGGUAUGUAUAUAUAGGCAAGUCAGCUGUUUAAUUUGGGUGGUGGGAAAACUGCUUUAUUUUUAAUAGAGUGUAAAAGGCCUUCCUGACUUAGGAAGAAUGCAUCUUCCCCGUUACUUUGUCUGUUACUUGAAUUCCUUCUGGCUGCUCUGUGCCUCAGUGUGCUUUGUUUAGUGUUUGCACAUGUGUGUUGGCAUCUUUGCUGUUUGAAAUAGAAAAAUGUAUUGUUGUGUGAGUGUUUCAAAUAAGCAUUGCAAACAAGCGAUGACAAAAUCUGUUAAUCAGAAACUGAAUUGUGCCUGUCUUCUCA